Messenger RNA from Etheostoma cragini (Arkansas darter), 628 nucleotides. Its product is annotated as ATP-binding cassette sub-family F member 3-like. The transcript is spliced from 5 exons. Gene Ontology annotation, molecular function: ATP hydrolysis activity; ATP binding. The record is from RefSeq and is a predicted model, not a curated record. NCBI's taxonomy places the organism in Eukaryota, Metazoa, Chordata, Actinopteri, Perciformes, Percidae. Bases 111 to 626 code for a protein of 171 amino acids.
GGAACAACCACCACGGCACCCAGAGGCAGGUGUUGUUGGACGCUCCCGUUCAGCUCUCUCAGAUCUCUACAGACAACGUCGGUGCAGCCGAAGACGUUCAGGGGAUCUGGAUGAUGAAGCGCGGCCAGAACACGACGGUGGACGCCAAGAAGCUGGAGAAGGCCGAGGCGAAACUGAAGCAGAAACACGACCGCCGCAACGAGAAGGACUCUCUGAAACCGGCCAAUCAGCUGGUCCUGGAGGAGGCGUCGGCCAGUCAGGCGAGCAAUAAGAAGGACAGCCGAGUCGACCAAUCAGGGAAGUGCCGCAGCUACGACAUCCGCAUCGAGAACUUUGACGUUUCCUUUGGAGAAAGGUGUUUGCUGCAGGGGGCGGAGCUGUCUCUGUCGACCGGCCGGCGCUACGGUCUGAUUGGUCGGAACGGUUUGGGGAAGACGACGCUGCUGAAGAUGCUGGCCAAUCGCAGCCUGCGCGUCCCGGCUCACAUCACCAUCCUGCACGUGGAGCAGGAAGUGGCGGGCGACGACACGGCGGCGCUGCAGAGCGUCCUGUCCAGUGAUUCGCUGAGAGAAGGGCUGCUGGGGGAGGAGAGGACGCUGACCGCCCGCAUCGCUAACGGAACGUAAGC